This is a messenger RNA of Wasmannia auropunctata (little fire ant), 5924 nucleotides long. RefSeq names its product myosin-2 heavy chain-like. The transcript has 42 exons. The record is from RefSeq and is a predicted model, not a curated record. Bases 155 to 5695 code for a protein of 1846 amino acids. Lineage: Eukaryota; Metazoa; Arthropoda; Insecta; Hymenoptera; Formicidae.
UCACACUAAAAUGGCGAGAUAGUGUGUUGACAUUGUAGCUCGCAGCUGUCCAAGCAGUCCAAGGUUCUCGUCGGGAACCCCGCAGGUGUAGGGAGACCUCAAAUCCGUCAGUCCGGCGAUCGCUCGGGAUCGCGCUCGCGAUCGGGACGUCGCGAUGCACUCGGUCAGCGCCAGUCUGCCGAGCACCACGGACGUGAGUGACGUCUCGACGUUGGUUAAGCGGGACCAGGACUGCCGUGCGGCGACCGACGUGGACACGGGCGGCGAGCCGUGCGGCGAGACCGAAGGCCUACGUAUCCUCGAUGAGUUCCGCAAGCUGUACGAGAGCCGCAUCGAGAAGAUCGAUCGGGAGCCCGGCGGCGAGUCCGAUCGGGUCUCCAUGAAGUUGCAAGUGAUGAGCGACUGGAUUAAGGAUUUAGGGGAGCAAAAUAUGAUGUUGGUGCAUACGGUGGAGGAUUUGGAGCAGGCUGCGUGUAGCAGAGUUAAAUUACUAGAGGAGAAGCUGAAACAAUCGUCGCAGAUGGUCGUGGAUAAUUUAAGAUCCGACAAUUCGGAGAAGACUUUGAAUACCCUUUCAAAUCGCGUCAGUCAGUUGGAAAAGGAUGAGGAGUACCUUCAACAAAAAAUAGAGUAUCUGCAGAGCGACAUAAGGGGAUUAUUGGAGGUGAUUCGUCGCGCGCGCCGGCAGAACGUUUGGAGUCUCGAGGGUAUCACGUUCUUCGAGAUUCAGCCAGAGGACAUACCGGUUCCAGACUGUCUCUGCAGUCAGGAGCAGACUGAUACUGACCACAUAAAAUCCUUGAAUCUGCAAAUAGAACAACAUCAGGAAAAUGAAAGAAAAAUGAUCAGAUCUCAAUUGGAAUUGGAAGGAAAAUUAGCGAAUCUUACAACAGAAUUGUCAGUAAAGGAUGAUACUAUAAAAAAAUACGUUUCUAGACUUCAGUCCUUUUGCGAGAAGCUCAAGGAACAUGCUAAACAAACGAAUCAAGUUAUUAAUUACCCAAUGACUUCUGAUCAAGAUUUUAAUAUUAUCUUAACACCUGACAUUCUGGAAAGUGUACUAGAUGCGAAAGAUAGGGAAAACAAGAGCUUAUAUCGGCAACUCCAGGAUGUUGAAUCCAAGCUUAUGGUGUAUACUUACGAAAACAAUGUUGACACAAUUAAUCUACAGCUACAAUUGGAAGAAAAAUGUAAAAAAGUACAGCAACUCGAGGACAAAGUGGCUCGCCUCGAAAAAGGAGCUGCAGAAACAAAGGAUACACUGACGGCGGAGAUCGUGGCACUGGAAAAACAAAAUUAUCAUGCUAAUAUGGGUAACCUUUUGAAGGACGACUUGAUUAAAGAGAUGCGCAAAGAACUGAAGCAAACAACUUUAGAGAAGACCCUACCUGCCUUCCGUUCUCGCAAGCAUAAUUCUAACAAUCGUAUCACUAAGAUGAAAUCCCAUGAGUCCCCUGAGCAAUUUCCAGUAUCAAGCCUCCUACAUACAUCCACCCAGCGAAAGAACGAUUUUACAUUUUCGCACGACGAUUCUGGGGCAAUAUUAAAUUGUGGCAAACGAAAUUUAUCAACGAUUAAUACAAAGUUGCAAAAUAGAUUGCUUAAUCUACAGAGCCAGUCUCGAUCUCACGUAGAUAUUCAAGCUGGUCGAUAUAAAUACAUAAAGAAUAUUGACAAAAGAAUUCUUCAGACUGCUAGAAAAUUGUCACCUCCGUGUAAAGAUAAUAAUUUAGAUCGAGUUACACCAGACACUUAUGUUUAUUCCGCAUCACAUAUUCAAGAUAAAUAUGAUAGGAGUUCUCGAAAAUUUCACAUUGAUACGAAUAUUUCUCCGGAGGAAUGUCCUCUGCCUUCAAUAGAUACUUCACAUUCUAAAAAGUCAAACGUAAACAGCGCACGGCAAUUCAGAUUGAUGGAAGAAUUUAGAGUGUGCACCGUGGAAGCUCAAGCAGCAACAGAAGACAUUCGCGAGGAGAUAAGCACCGUUGUUUCGGCAUUUAAUUCACGACACCAGAAUUACGAAGAAUUAAGCAAGAUGGUUACUAAUGUACAAAGUUACUUGGCAAGAACGCGAGAAGGCCUAAUAGAAGCGAUCAACAGACUAGAAUUACAAGAGGAGGAGAGACUGAGGCACAGCGAAAGAAUUGUGAAUGGCAAUCUUAAACUGAAGGAUAUAAAAAAUGAAAUUAAUCAUGCUCAAUCAGAAUUGUCUCGUUGCAUUAAUGGUAUGCAGGGGAAUAUACAGGAAUAUAAUGAAUCAGAAUAUACAGAAGCGUGUAUCAACAAUGAUUUACUAAGUGUGGUAAUGGAAGAAGUUGAACAAAUAUUGACUAAUUUGCAAUUAUUCCAAACUCAGGGUGGCUGUGUGACGUCAAUACUAAAAGGAUUAAGAAGUCAGCUGUGCACUAUAGAUGGUUCUUUAAAGGAUUUACAGAAAAAAACCGGUGAAGUGCUAUUAAACAACGAAGUCGCAAAAACGACGUUCUGUGAAAGGGAAAGCAGAUUGGCUAAAUACGAAGAAGAAGUCGAUUGUGCUCAUACAAAAAUGCAAGAUGUAUUGGAAACGUUUCUUUCCACAAAACAGGAAGAAAAGGAGCAGUUUUCUCAUAACACUUAUGAUAAUCAGGAAAUAAAUGACAUAAUAAAAACGAAAGAAGAUUUACAUAAAUUAAGAAAGGAAUACGAUGAUCUAAAACUCGAUAUGAUUCAGCAAACGUGUCAAUUGAAAUAUGAUGAAAGACUGAAUAAGUGGAAAAAUCGUGUAAUUGAUUUGGAAGACCAAAUUAGAAUGUUGCAACAUGAGGCAAAAUGCAAACAAGAAGCAAUUAAUUUUUUAAAGAACAAUAUUCAAUCUAUGGAGAAGGAACUGAUUGCUGCACGAACAAAGGCAGAAAAUUAUAGACAAAGUCACAGCAAGGAUAACAUGGAACUGAGAAAGAAGAUAAUAGAACUAGAAAAUAUUAUCAAAACGCAGAAAGAAGUGGAGAAUGAUCUUAGAAAAAAUUUAAAUAAUGUAUCAAACAUUAAAAAAUCUACAGAAAUCUCAAAUACUUUCCAUACCGAGUGCGGCACAGAAGCAACACUUUUGCGUUGCGAUUAUCCAUCCAAACAUGAGAAUAUAUCUCACUUGUUCAAAAUUGUACAAGACGCUGUGCAAUCUGCAAAAGUGGCGGUACAAGACUUUGAGAGUGAACUUAAAAAAUUGAUACGCGAAGAAUCAUCUCUCUCCUCCGUUUCGGCAAAAUCUGCUGUGGCACUGACCGACUCGUUAGGAAAAUGUAGAGAUAAAUUGGAUGCUUGCUCUCACGAAUUGAACAAACUUAAAAGUGCUGUAUAUUCGAAAGAAAAACUUUUAGAAAAUAUGGAGGAAGUCGUACGGAUACAACGGCACUCGUUAUCAAUGAGCCAAGCGGAAGUAAAAGAUUUGUAUCAAAAGCUGCAAGAAAAGAUAGAUAAACAAGGCCUUACAAUCGCACAAUAUGAGAGAGAAAAGAACGAAUUGCUGAAGCAGAAUGAACUUCAAAUACAAACUAUCGGACACUUACAAGAUGCCGUUGUUGAAGCUAAGCGAAAUUUGGAUCAGAUGGCCCAUAAAACGAUCAGUGAUCUUUCCAAGAAGGAUGAAACUAUACGUGAAUUAACGAUGCGCAUCGAUGUGACGCAAGAUCAAUAUAACGAUUGUUUUACAGAGGCAACUAAUCAGGACAUGCUGUUGGACUUGCAACGAGAUGCUAUUGAAAGUCUGCAUAAAAGGAUUCGUUGUCUGGAGUAUGAUAAACAUUUAAUCGCUAUCACGUUACACGCAAUAUAUUAUUCAAUUUUAAGCGGAGUACAGAAGCAAAUACAUGACUAUGUAAAGGAUUUCCGAGAACUGAAAUGGAAGAUGGAUAGUUUUGUAGAGACGAAGAAUUACUCCAAAAGCAAAUGCAUAAACAAAUCGUGUCCGAUAUAUGAAGACAAAAAUUGUGAUACUCGAGAUUUGGAGUACUGCUCAAAUAGCAAUACGUACGGAAUGGAAGAAUGUUCAGCGAAAGAAACGGAGAUAAAAAACAUCGCUCAGAUACAACAAUUAAAAACAGAAUUGCGAAAGGUGAAAGAUGCCGAGUGCGAUUUGAGAUGCGAAAAUCAGCAACUUAAAACCAAUUUGCAGCAUCACGUAUCAGAUACUGACAGUCUGUUGAAGAAACUAGAGCAGAAGGCAACUGAAUAUAAGGAACUUUUUUUAAAACUAGAAGAUGGAAAAAAAGAGAUCAAUACCUUAAACGAUCGAAUCAUCAGUAGCGAAGAAAUUGUCAGACAUCAAUCUCAGGAACUUGAAAAGCUUCGGAAAAGGUUCAUGAAUGAUCCAGAAACGGAAAAUUUGUCCGAACUGAAUGUAUCGGAGCACGAAAUGCUGACUGUUCUGUGUGAUCGAAUAUACUCUUUGAAAAUUCUACUGCAAAAGGUAUCGGACAACAUGAUCAAAUUGCAAGCGGAUUACGAAUUGCUUAAGAAUGAAAACUCUAUAUUAAAGAAUCAGAAUGACAUCACUGAAGCUCGAACUAAAGAAGAUAUCUUACAGUUGAAAGAAAGGCUGAAAGAGGCACGCAUAAAAUUGCGUCAGACAGAAGACAGUUAUCGCCAGCUGACUGAAGACUUCAAUAAAGUCCAAAAACAACUAAUGUCCGCAACAAAACGAGAAACUGAUGCGCAAAAAUUGUUAACGAUUAUGGAAAGGGAUUAUCGUUCUAAGAUUGUAGAAGUGGAAAAUGAAGCUAUCCGUCUUCGUGAUUUAGUGGACAAACUGAGCGAGGAAUUGGAAGAGACCAGAAGAACGUUGGAAUCGAAAGAUAUCGCACUUGGCCAAUCGCAAGAGAAAUGCAAGCAUUAUGCUGAUCAUUUGAAUACCAUGCGCCAAGAUCUUGAGAGAGAAAAAGAGGAGUUAAUGAAAGCCGAAAACGUAAAUCUUGACUUGAUUCAACAGUUGCAGGAAUACAUGAAAGAGAAUUACCGUCUUGACCAACAGAAAAUUUCACUGGAACGAAAUAAUUCUACAUACAUAACUGAGUUGGAAGACAUGCGCAAAUCUUGGCUCGAGUUGAAAAAGGAAUGUCACUUGAAGGACCGAUCUCUAACAUGCAUGUCAGCUGAUUUAACGGAAACAGCAAUGAGCAGAUCAGAACUCUGCAAAGAAUCUCAAUACAUAGUCUCGUGCAUCCGCAACUGUAUGGAGCAGCAGAAGAAAUACAAUAGAACUCUAGCAGAAAAUCUGGAAAAUAAGCAACAGCUUCUAAUGCAGCUUGUGUUCGAGAAAAAAGCGCUAUUAAUUAAAAUCAGGAAAAUGAAACGAAUUAAUUUAUUGGCGCAGAAAUUGAAAAGAACGCACAAGUUAACUGGCAGAGGUUUUAGGAAAGCGCACGUAAACGGUUAUAUGUCACCAUCAGUUGCAGCGCAUCAGACUACGGACACAGAUCUAAUUUCGAACUUAAACUGUACAGAUUUGCGCAAGAAAUAUUCAACGAAACCAAGCAAGAUUGGUCGACGUACAUCAACGUGUGGCAAUUCGUGGUGGUUUCCCAAGAUGGAACAUUUAAUAAAUGAGGUUCGUAAAAAUAAUCGGUGGUGGAAUGAAAAUUUUAAGAACGGAACGGAAUCCGAUACUUCGCUGGAAGAGAACCGUGACUACGGUUAUCAGUCCUCUUCUACAAGCAAAUGAAGGAAGAGAGGGGAUUUAUUUUGUUAAAGACUGAAGAAGUAAUAUGAAGCAAAAGUUUUAACGUUUGAAUAUACGGAACGUAGUAAUUUGUAACGCGAUUUACGUUAGUUUGUGCUGCGUUUUCUUUUAUGUAGAUGUAAUUUUAUACGUAUAUAUACAUAUAUAUUAAUCUAAUGUAUCCCUUUUUUUUUUAAAUAAACAGACGUUUCUUGUGUAACGUGUGCGAGCA